AUGUUGGAUUCAACCAGUCUGAGUAAUCGAAACAGAUCAAUAAAUCGUCAGAAGCCACCUUUAUCGGCUGAAUCAAAUGCCAUUUCGAACGCAAAACAUCCGCGCUGCAUCAUCUAUCGACAAUUCAGUGAAGCUUUGCAAUGGUUCAACAUUCACGAAUUUCCCAACACGCUAAUAUUUUCAUCACUCACUGCGAUAGUUCUGCUUCUGCUAGUUGUUCUUGCCGACAAGUGUAACCAAUCAGUUGAUUUCGCAUUGCCUGCUCCACCUACUCUAACAGGUGCGCUAAGCCCGAAUCGCUUACUUUCUAAUGGCGAUCGCCUUCUCGAAGGCGUUUUAUACGGGCCCGAAUCGUUAGCGCUGCACAUAUCUUCUGAUUUCGUUUAUACGGGACUUAAGACAGGUCACAUCGUAGGGUUGAAGAUGGAAAAAAAUCGAUAUGGGAUGGAGAUUGUGCAUAAAUUCGAACCUAUCAACGAUGUGCAGGGAUGUGAUGGAAGCUAUUUGAUGCAGCCACUUUGUGGGCGUCCUUUGGGAUUGAGGUUUCGGAAGCACAACACUAAUGUUCUGUUGGUAGCGGAUGCUUAUCACGGCUUGUAUGAACUGGACAUAAGGGAUGGUAAACGAACAAUGAUACUGAGCAAUGGAACACAACUGUGGAAUGCAUCAAAUGCGCUACCAUUGAGGCAUUUCAAUGAUUUUGAUGAAACAGAAGACGGAAAAAUUAUACUCUCAGAACCAUCAAUGAAAUUCUCUGAUCGAGACUGUUUGUACGCGAUGAAUGAGCAUGGUGCCGACGGUAGAGUACUUGUAUUCGAUGAACGCAAGCGACGUCUCAGCGUAUUAAUUGAUCGCCUACAAUACCCAAAUGGCAUACAACUGACCACGGAUCAACGUUGUGUGCUGAUUGCUGAGAUGGGUAAUUUGAGGAUUCUGAAGCAUUGUUUCGAUUCGAAUCCUUCAUCAAAUUAUUCUACGCUCGCAGAUAACCUACCCGGUUAUCCCGAUAAUAUAAGACUUGCAAUGACUGGUUCAUUGUGGAUACCACUAGGACAAGUGCGAUUAGACGACGAUCGUUGGAUUACAACACGGCCUUGGUUGAGAAACCUAGUAGCUGUGUUGUUCCCUCAGUGGUUAUUUGCAACGUUAUUGGACUGGCUGAAUCCAAUGUACGGAAUGGUAUUACUUAUGCAUCCAGAGAAUGGCUCAAUUAUUGAGAGUUUUCAUGAUGCGCAUGGUGAAACGAUAACUUCAAUAUCGCAUGUUCUUGAGAUCGGUAACGAUACAAUCUUAUUGGGUGGUGACGAUAACAACUUUCUUGUUCAAUUGAACACCUCAAAACAUAGAAACUGA
This is a messenger RNA of Anisakis simplex (herring worm), 1353 nucleotides long. NCBI's taxonomy places the organism in Eukaryota, Metazoa, Nematoda, Chromadorea, Rhabditida, Anisakidae. The record is from the annotation of a GenBank genome assembly.